Molecule: messenger RNA, 1536 nt
Organism: Macrobrachium nipponense
Lineage: Eukaryota; Metazoa; Arthropoda; Malacostraca; Decapoda; Palaemonidae
Product: queuine tRNA-ribosyltransferase accessory subunit 2-like
Exons: 10
Coding region: 138-1451 (437 amino acids)
Molecular function (GO): tRNA-guanosine(34) queuine transglycosylase activity
Source: RefSeq, a predicted model, not a curated record
GUUCGACCAACAUUACCUCAGGUAAUGUUGUCGUCUCGUGAAUUGUCAAGUCUUUCGAAAUAGAUAAACAAAUUGUUUGUUGUUCCCCCAAACUAAGCAACGAACUAACAGUGCAAAAGUAAUAAUCAGCUGACGAAAUGAAGUUUACAGUUGAACACAUAGGGAAGGCUGGUGGGAGAAUUGGGACAAUUUCAAGUUUACGGAGUCAACCCAACAUAAUACAUGAAACCCCUUUGUUUUUGGUGACUACUCUGGGAGGCAGUGCACCACAUCUGACUCAGGAUAAUCUUCAUCUUGUCAUCCAGAAAGAACUACCAAUUUGUGUCCCUGCUCAACAUUUUUGUGAUCAUGUUAAAACCCUGACAUCAUUCAAGAAAGGUGUUGCACACUUCGCUGCAUUAAAGAGUCAUAGUGUAUGUGUAUCAGUUCAGGACCCAUCCAAAGCAACACCAAGUGGUUACAAUGACAAGAAAGGAAUUUCAUUGUGGACAUAUAGUGGCAGACAGAUUUUAUCAGCUGAAAGAUAUCUGAUGCUGAUGGAAGCCAUGCAGCCUGAUUGGUACGAGUCCCUUAAUGAUGCCGACACAGACAGAGAUUCAUCCAAAAAGAGGAUUGCCAAGAGCUUUGCACUCUCAUCUGCUCUUCUGGACCAGUGCAUCGAAGGACAUAAAAAUUCAUCGGAAUUGCAGAAAGCAGCUCUGUUUGCUCCUUUACUUGGUGGACACAGCGAAUCAGAUCGAAGACGGUGGUCAAAGGAAGUUACAGAAAGAUUAUCUGAUGGUAUACAGGGAUUUUCACUGCUAGGAAUUCACACAAAUGGACUCACAGCAGAAAAUAUUGAACCUCAAGUGGCAUCAUCCUUAGCAAAAUCUUCUCUAGAUCCCUUACCACCCGAGUAUCCACGCCAGUCUUUUGGAGCCUGGAAUCCACUUACAGUUUUGGGUUUAAUUGAAGUUGGCAUGGACUUAUUUGAUUCCUCUUUCCCAUUCCUAGUAACAGAAAGAAGAGGUGCUCUCAUAUUUCCAAAUUCACCAAACAGUACAUCCUCCAAAAAGACUGCUAACCAAAAGCCCUUAGAACAUCAGGAUAAAAAGCUGAAAUCGGAGAAAAAUUCUGCUAAGGUGGAGGAUAAAAAGACCAAAGAUGACAAAGAAAAUGGCCUUGAAGAGGAAAAUGUGACCAGCCCAUUCGAAAUUUGCUUGAAGGAUGAAAGAAACUUUGAAUUGAUGGAACCUUUGUUGGAGGGAUGCACGUGUUACACAUGCAAGAACUUUACCAGAUCUUACAUCCACCACUUGGUCAAAGUUAAUGAGAUGCUUGCACCUGUUUUAUUAAUGAUACAUAACCUUCACCACUGGACCGCAUUCUUUGCAAGCAUAAGAUCAGCCAUCAAGGAAGACAAGCUUGAGGAGUUAAAAACAAUAGUAAAAGCCUCCAUUGAAAGUCUAUAGCAUUUACUACAGUAUAUGUUUAUUUUAAGGUUUUCAAGAGUUUUAUCUAAUCUAGAAUAAUUAAAUUUAUAGUGCUGUUUUCAAA